AUGAAAUUCCGCAAGAACCCACGCACGCCGACCUGCUCUUCAAAGACUUUCAAGUCUCUGAGACUGGAAGGUAUUGAGAUACAAAAGCUCGAUGUUACUGCCAAGCACAACUUCUCAACUAGUGGACGCAAUGCCACUGGAGGUGUCGGUAUUAUUCCCGACAUUCCAGGUGUUACGACUCCCACCGUGGAUCUCUGUUUGAUCACAUUGACAUACACACACCCCGGCCAACACGAUCUUAUCAACACUUACAUUGGGCUUCCACUAAACUCGAAGGAUUGGAACUCCCGAUUUUUGAUGCAUGGAGGGGGAGCAUGGUAUUCCGGCGGCCCAAGCAGUGUUCUGACGCCAGUCCUACUCGGGUAUGCAUCAUCAUCCACGGAUGGGGGACAUGGAGCUAGCGCUUCCACUGCGGACUGGGGCUUGACCAGUCGAGGGAAAACAAAUUGGCCUGCCCUUCGCGACUUCUCCAGCGUUGCCCUUUCCGAAGCUGCAGUUCUCGGAAAGCUCGCGACCAAAUUGUAUUUCGGUACUAAGGCCGAGUAUUCAUACUGGCAUGGCUGCUCUACUGGUGGUCGUCAAGGACAUGCGCUAGCACAAGAACACCCGGAACUAUUUGAUGGGAUUGUCGCCGGGGCUCCUGCUAUUUCUUGGGAUAAAUUUGCGACUGCUGGACUCUGGGGGCCAUUUGUUGCGCAACUGUUAGACACACAGCCUCCUGUGUGCGUUGUUGAUGCCUUCACACAAGCUGCGAUUGCGGAAUGUGAUGGACUAGAUGGAGUCUCAGACGGCAUCAUAGCGUACCCAGGGCAAUGUCACUUCGAGGCAUUCUCCCUUGUCGGCCAAGAAGUGAACUGUACCGACCCUUCGGGAACUAUCACCAUCACUGAAAACAUGGCUGAGCUGAUUUCUGCCUUAUGGGAUGGACCACACUCAACAAACGGGCAAUCCUUGUGGCACGGGUUCCAUUAUGACUCCAGUCUUGCCUACAUGAUUGGAACAAGUUGCACUUCCAUUGACAAUUGCACCAUAGUACCUUUCUCGGUCUCUGAAGACUGGGUAAGCGUUUUCCUCGCUCGGAACCCAUCCUUCAAUAUCGAUGGUGUCACUCGUCAAGAGUACGACAAUUUCUUUCAACAGUCCAUCGAUGAGUAUGCCUCUGUCAUUGGCACUUCAAAUUCCGACCUCUCAAAAAUGAAAAAGACAGGAACGAAAAUGCUGGCCUGGCACGGCAUGGCCGACCAGUUGGUUCCGACAAAUGGUACAAUCGAGUACUAUGAACAGACAAGAGACAUCGAUGCGGAUGUCGCCGACUACUACCGUUUGUUCCUCGCGCCAGGUGUGACUCAUUGUGGAUUCGGAAGCGGUUUCGAUCCCGCUGAGAAAGUUUUUGACACUAUGAGGGCGUGGGUUGAGAAUGGCACAGUUCCAGAUCGUUUGGAGGGCGUGGCCGUGGCUGUGGGGAACACUUCUGCUACUCGUACGGGGUGGUUGUGUCCCUAUCCCCAGGUUUUCACGUACAUCGGUGGGGAUUUCAAUAGUGCCUCGUCAUUCGCUUGUCAUUGA
This is a messenger RNA of Penicillium brevicompactum, 1566 nucleotides long. RefSeq lists its product as uncharacterized. The transcript is spliced from 3 exons. The record is from RefSeq and is a predicted model, not a curated record. The coding region runs from base 1 to 1566 and encodes 521 amino acids. NCBI's taxonomy places the organism in Eukaryota, Fungi, Ascomycota, Eurotiomycetes, Eurotiales, Aspergillaceae.